This is a messenger RNA of Beauveria bassiana ARSEF 2860, 2061 nucleotides long. RefSeq lists its product as uncharacterized. NCBI's taxonomy places the organism in Eukaryota, Fungi, Ascomycota, Sordariomycetes, Hypocreales, Cordycipitaceae. The transcript has a single exon. The record is from RefSeq and is a predicted model, not a curated record. The coding region runs from base 1 to 2061 and encodes 686 amino acids.
AUGGUCGCACAAUACCAUGCGCCAUGCGGGCACGCCCUGUGUCUGGCGACUGGCAGCCGCCGUAUCUUGACAACUGACGAUGUGCUUCGCCGCGCGAUUGAACGACAUCCACAACGCACUGUGCCUCAAAGUCGCCGGAUAAUGUCGCAUCGUGGGCCACUAGAGAGCAAACGUCGACUCGGGAAGCGAACAUUGACUGGCGCCAUGUACCCUCAUCCACAUGCGGUGCCCUCUUGGCACAUCGAGGUUCUGUCCAAUGCGACAUGGCAGUGGCAUGCACCUACGGCACCCGAAGAACGCCGAAUUCGAUCACGUCAGGUAUCAAUACCGAGCCUAUGGGGUAAAUUCCUCAAGUGGUUGGAAAUGUCAGACGCCGACAAGCCAUUCAUCCUUCCUCCGAAAGACAUUGAUGACUACCCAAGCUUCUCAAAGACGAUCCAGGACCUGCGGCUCAACAUCUCCUCACUUGCUUCAACCGACGCAAACACUGUUCAGAAUAUCUGCCAGGCCUAUUGCGUCUCAAUACAAGAGGGCAUCUUACUAGGAUACAUUUCCACCGAGGACAUGCUAGUGGCAUUGGAUCCUUUCGAUUCGGCCUCCCGCAAGGCCAUAUCAGACAUGGGAAUCAGCGGCAAGAUAUUUUCAACGAUUCGGUCAUCCAUUGCCGAAGCCCUUGAAGCUACACAGAUAAGCAGACCAGAUGCUGUACUGGACGAGAUGUGGACAGCCAUGUUCAAGUUCGUCGCCGCCAUCAACGACCGAUUCCACGACGUGAGCUGCUUCAACAAGUUAAUGCUCGCCAUGCCCGAGUCAGCCAAAGCAAGCCUACCCAACAACACGCUCUUUAUAUACAUCGCGACCUUUGUCCAAUCGCAAGCGACACGAGAUCAUCGCAACCCGGCCUGGCGAUGGUGCUGUGCCAAAAUCGGAACCGCUCUUGCCCAGCUCAGCGAGGGUCAGCGACUUUCAGUAUUUACCAAAAUGAGCCACUAUAUCCAGAACGCACGAUGCGAUGCAGACACCAGAAUGAAGAGGUCGUUCGCUUGGCUUCUCAUCCAGGCGUACGAUUCAUGCCUGACUGCUAGGCCAUUCACCCAAAUAUAUAAUCAGAGCUCAGGGCGGCGCAUGGAUCACAACGGUUACCGAAUCUGGCAACUAGCAGUCGCUCGCCUCUACAGCAAUGGAUCUCUCUCGAAAGAUGCUCACAAGCAGAUUGCCGGUUGGAACUACCACGACGGCCUAUCACAAAGAUGGACAACCACUGUCAAGACAUUGUUGGCAACUGAACAUCCUGAAGCCGCAAUAGCCUCACUAUGCGACUUUCUGACAGAUAUUGGUGAAACAUGGCACCUCAUCGAGGGGCUCAUCCUUUCUCACGCAGAGGACCCUUGCGCUGAAGUGCUUCGCACCGUCGCCGAGACCUGCGGGAAGCUGGACAUCGCCAUAGCACUCGGCAUCGCUGCCAACGACACCAAGCACGGCAGCCAUUUACUCUGUGCAGGCCUAUCCGGGAGCAGCGAGGAGCAGUUUGAGAAAUUCAUGACGUAUCCGAAGGCGGAAUCGUAUGCCUGGCGCGCAAUCAAGGCCGAGGGCGGCACAGUCGAGUCCAAGAUGGAGCUGAUUGAUUUCCUCAGCGACAUGUACUCCUCUCGUGCCUCUCUAAGCAGAAGCCAAAGGAUACGGCGCGUCCGACGAGCAGUGGCCUAUCAGAUGGCCCUCACCGGCAAGGUGUCUCCGACUGUUGUACGCAACACUGUCGAUGCCGUCACCCUGGACCUCGACGCGGGACACUCGGGUCGCAAAACGCACCUGCAGUGGGCCACCAAGCUUGUUCACGAUCAGGUGGGCCCGGAUGUCGCGCUCAAGAUGCAGAAGCAGCUGGAAGGGUGGCGACAUUUGAUUCGCAACGCUACUCCCCACGCCGACGCCGCCCGAGCGUCGGUGACGGAGGUACAAAGAAGCCGCUCGGCAGAGACAACAGGCGCGUUGGAUGACCGCAACACGCUAGAAGAGGAUAGCAAACGCGAGCGCCAGCCCAGUCUUUCGAAUCGUUUUGACUGA